Molecule: messenger RNA, 5945 nt
Organism: Cucurbita moschata (crookneck pumpkin)
Lineage: Eukaryota; Viridiplantae; Streptophyta; Magnoliopsida; Cucurbitales; Cucurbitaceae
Product: structural maintenance of chromosomes protein 2-1
Exons: 22
Coding region: 296-3826 (1176 amino acids)
Biological process (GO): chromosome organization
Cellular component (GO): chromosome
Molecular function (GO): protein binding; ATP binding; ATP hydrolysis activity
Source: RefSeq, a predicted model, not a curated record
AUGAAGAACUGAGCGAUUUCCCGCCUUCGAGAGUUCUCUUCUUUUAUAUCUCGCCCGGUCGAUGGAGCAAACUUCAGAUAUUUUUCACUUCGAAAUUCUCCCACAACUCUCUGAAAAUCCAGAGCUUUAGGGUUUCGACCUCCGAAUCCGAUUAACUAGCGUUUGAACAACCCUUCUAACAAUCUCUGUUAGGGGUUCUUUCAGAAUACACCGUUUUCGUUUUUCGAAUUUGAGUGUAAUCUGGGUUUUGAGCUUCUGUGACCUCUUGCUGUAGCCUUCCCUGUAUCUGGGAACGAUGCACAUCAAGGAAAUCUGUCUGGAGGGGUUCAAAUCCUACGCGACGAGGACUGUUGUACCGGGUUUCGAUCUUCACUUCAAUGCAAUUACUGGGCUUAACGGUUCUGGAAAGUCCAAUAUUCUCGAUUCGAUUUGCUUUGUUCUGGGAAUUACCAAUUUGCAGCAAGUUCGAGCUUCAAAUCUUCAGGAGCUAGUGUACAAGCAGGGGCAAGCGGGUAUUACCAAGGCAACUGUGUCGAUUGUGUUCGAUAAUUCUGAGAGGAAACGGAGUCCACUUGGGUAUGAGGAUCACCAGGAGAUUACAGUGACCAGACAGAUUGUGGUUGGAGGGAGGAACAAGUAUCUGAUCAAUGGGAAGCUUGCGCAGCCUGUUCAAGUUCAAAAUCUUUUCCACUCAGUGCAGCUUAAUGUUAAUAAUCCACACUUUCUGAUUAUGCAAGGCCGCAUCACCAAAGUCUUAAAUAUGAAACCGCCGGAAAUUUUAUCUAUGCUUGAAGAAGCUGCAGGGACAAGAAUGUACGAGACAAAGAAAGAGGCUGCUUUGAAAACACUUGACAAGAAGCAAAAUAAGGUAGAUGAGAUCAAUAAUCUUCUUGACAAGGAGAUACUGCCUGCUCUAGAGAAGCUGAGGAAAGAACGAAUGCAGUACAUGCAAUGGUCAAAUGGAAAUGCUGACUUAGAUAGGCUUAAGAGGUUUUGCAUAGCCUAUGAAUAUGUGCAGGCUGAGAACGUUAGGGAUAGUGCAGUUAGUCAGGUAGAACAAAUGAAGGCAAAGAUUUCAGAGAUUGAUGACGGUUCAGUAAGGAUGCAGUCGGAAAUAAAAGAUUUGGAGACAAAAGUCACCACAUUGGUUGCAGAAAAGGAAGCCAAUAUGGGGGGUGAAGUAAAAACUUUAACAAAUAAAGUAGAUCUGCUAUCUAAUGAUCUGAUUAGGGAAACGACUGUACUGGAGCAUACAGAAGACACUCUCAAGGGUGAAAAGGAAAAUGCUGAAAAGAUGAUUAGUAAUAUAGAAGAUUCAAAAAACUCUGUGGAAGAGAGAGCCUCUGCUGUUAGAAAGGCUGAAGAAGGAGCUUCUGAUCUAAGAAAAUCAGUUGAAAAGCUGACUAAGAACUUGGAAGAUUAUGAGAAAGAAUAUCAGGGAGUAUCAGCUGGCAAGGGAAGUGGAGAUGAGAAGAAAUGUCUUGAAGAUCAACUAGGCGAUGCUAAAGUAGCUGUUGGGAGUGCUGAAACCGAACUAAAACAAUUGAAAACAAAAAUAAGCCAUUGUGAAAAGGAACUUGCGGAGAAAACUAAGCAAUUAUUGUCGAAGCGUGAAGAAGCUAUUUCUGUAGAGAAUGAGUUAAGUACUAAAAGAAAAGAUGUAGAGAAUGUCAAGCUUUCGUUGGAGUCUCUCCCAUACAAAGAGGGCCAGUUAGAAGCUUUACAAAAGGAACGUGCAUUUGAAAUGGAGAGAGUACAAAAGCUGAAAGAUGAGAUACGCAACCUUUCAGCACAAUUAGCUAGCGUUGAAUUCAAAUACCGUGACCCUGUAAAAAAUUUUGAUAGGUCAAAGGUCAAAGGAGUAGUUGCAAAACUUAUCAAAGUAAAAGAUAGUUCUGCAAUGACCGCCUUAGAGGUCACUGCCGGUGGAAAAAUGUUUAAUAUAGUUGUAGACAAUGAAAAUACUGGAAAGCAGUUGCUUCAGAAUGGUGAUCUUCGGAGGAGAGUAACAAUUAUACCAUUGAGUAAGAUACAAUCUAAUCCCGUUCCCCCAAGAAUUCAACAUGCUGCUGUCAAAUUGGUUGGGAAGGAGAAUGCCGAACUUGCACUUUCUUUAGUUGGGUAUGAAGAAGAAUUGAAGAGUGCAAUGGAGUAUGUAUUCGGUUCAACCUUUGUUUGCAAAAAUAUUGAUGCUGCAAAAGAGGUUGCUUUUAAUAGAGAAAUUCACACCCCAAGUGUUACACUUGAAGGUGACAUUUUUCAGCCAAGUGGUCUACUGACUGGAGGAAGUCGCAAGGGUGGUGGUCAAUUGUUGAGGCAGCUUCAUGAUUUGAAAGGGAUGGAAGCCGAACUUUCCAUGCAUCAGAAAAAAUUAUCUGACAUUGAAGCAAAGAUUUCAGAGAUCCUUCCACUCCAAAAAAAGUUUGCGGACUUAAAGGCGAAGUUAGAGCUUAAAAUGAAUGAUCUCUCGUUAUUUCAGACAAGAGCAGAGCAAAAUGAGCAUCAUAAGCUUGGUGAAUUGGUGAAGAGGAUUGAGCAGGAGCUUGAAGAAGCAAAAGCUACUGCCAAAGGAAAGGAACUUGAAUAUAAGGAUUGUGUGAAUGCUGUUUCGUUGCUUGAAAAAUCAAUCAAAGAGCAUGACAAUAAUCGAGAAGGAAGGUUAAAAAACCUUGAGCAAAUGAUUAAGGCGACAAAAUCUAAACUGCAGUCAUGUUUAAAGGAUUUAAAGGGGCAUGAAAAUGAAAGGGAGAAGCUUGUCAUGGAAAUGGAAGCUGUUGUACAAGAGAAGGCAACAUUAGAGGCUCAAUUAAUUGCUAUGAAAACACAAAUUAACAAUUUAACCUUGGAACUAGAAGAAAAGAGGGCCAAGGUACUUUCCAUAAAAAGUAAAAAUGAUCUGGCUCAGUCUGAGCUCGAUGCAGUCCGUUUGAAGAUGAAGGAAUGUGAUUCCCAAAUCAGUUGCAUUGUCAAAGAGCAGCAAGAACUUCAACAUAAACUUAGUGAAAUGAGUAUUGAGAAGAAGAAAAUGGAAAAUGAUGUAAAACGAUUACAGAUGGAAAGGAAAGAUUGUUCUGUUCGAGUGGACAAAUUGGUUGAGAAACAUGCAUGGAUUGCAUCUGAGAAACAGCUAUUUGGAAAAAAUGGAACUGAUUAUGAUUUUGAAUCACGUGAUCCUUGUAAAGCUAUAGAAGAACUCGAAAGACUGCAGGCUCAACAAUCCAGCCUUGAGAAAAGGGUGAACAAGAAAGUAAUGGCAAUGUUUGAGAAAGCGGAGGAUGAGUACAAUGAUUUGAUGUCCAAGAAGAACAUCAUCGAGAACGAUAAAUUUAAAAUAAAGAAGGUGAUCGAAGAAUUAGAUGAGAAAAAGAAGGAAACCCUGAAAGUUACUUGGGUAAAAGUUAACAGUGACUUUGGUUCCAUUUUUUCUACAUUACUACCUGGGACCACGGCUAAAUUAGAGCCCCCUGAAGGUUGCAGCUUCUUAGAUGGUCUUGAAGUACGAGUAGCAUUUGGUGGUGUUUGGAAGCAGUCAUUAUCAGAAUUAAGUGGAGGUCAACGAUCUUUGUUGGCACUUUCUCUAAUUUUAGCAUUGCUUCUCUUCAAACCAGCUCCACUUUAUAUCCUGGACGAGGUUGAUGCAGCUCUUGAUUUAAGCCAUACACAGAACAUCGGGAGGAUGAUCAAGGCUCACUUCCCACAUUCCCAGUUCAUCGUUGUUUCACUCAAGGAAGGCAUGUUCAACAAUGCCAAUGUACUUUUCCGGACCAAAUUCGUAGAUGGUGUUUCCACUGUUCAGAGAACUGCUACUGCUAAGCAAAACAAGUGAUCCUUGUACUGUACAAGAUCUUAGUCCCUUUUACUUCUUUCUUAUUUCUGUGGAACAAAUGACAUCUUUAUUGUUUUCCAUCAAACCCAUUACAAUGAUAUGUAAAUUAUUGCCAGAAAUUUCUGAACAUAUUAAACGAAAGUAUAUAGACGGCUGGCUUCAUUGACUGAGUAACACAGGUUGAUGACUUUUCCUUGCAAAAGUAUAAAAGUUGGUGAAGACCGCUAGUGGUAAAUCGCCGAACAGUCUCCGAGUCAAAAAGUGUUGUGGAGACCAAAACUUUGAAAUCUGUUUCCUCGAAAGUGAAGCCCUCCCAUUAGCGUAUUGGGUUAGCCAAUAUAUACACCACCAAAGUCUCUCUAAUCCCACACACCAUUUUGAGCUUUGUACAAUCAAAAACCAAUGGCUUCACCUACAGCUUUGGUUGCUUGGAAGAAGGUUGCCUUCUUGGCUUUCCUUCUUAUUGCUGUCAGUGUUUCUGCAAGAGAACUUGCUGGGGCUAACGUUGUCACACGCACAGCCCGUGAGAUGGCGGCGGAGCCCAAUGGUGUGAUAGGAGGCAGCAGAUUAAUAGCUCGACAAUUGGAUACCGCUUGGAGAGGACAUUAUUCUCCUCCUCCUCCUCGUUCUCCUCCUCCUCCUCCCCAUUCCUCCUAAGGGCAAGGUCUUGAGGUCUGUUAGUGUAUUUUAUCUUUAGUUACCCUUCUUUGCCCUUUUGGUGGGUUUGGAUAAUAAGGAUGUCUGAUCCACAAGUUUUAUGAAUUUCUUUUCCUGCAAGGUUGUGGCCUUUAAAGGCGUGGUGUGUGUGUGUCGUUGGAGUUAAAUUCAAGCUUAAUAAUCAGAGUUUAAUAGCAUACUACUCUUGUUGUUUACAGUGUUUCUAUUUUGUAAUUACUUAUGUCAAUGUCAGACACACAAAAAUAUGCAAUUUUAUCACUUAAGUGAGCAGUGAAUACAAAGAAAGAAAGAAAGAAAUGGCCGACUUCCUUGACUUCACAGCCCAAGUCGACGGAGGUAAGUGGUAGGUAGGAAACAGUCGGACCACCUGCCAACCUUGGCACUCUUAUUCUUCACCUUUUUCCUCUUAAAAUCUGAAGACGAGUAGCCUAAGGGGCAUGAAAUUACAACUCCUGCACUUCCUCCUCCUUCACUUCGAUGACUGAUCUCACUACACUUAGAGCUUCGUGGUAAAUAUUCGCCCUUAAAAUGUUGAGGGCCAAAUAUACCAACCAAUAGCUUACCAUGCUCUAACAUUUGGACUAGGGAUUCGAAAUCCUGGGCAUGAGGUGUUAUCGGCUUAAGGACGAACCAAAAUAGAAGUUGAUAGGCAUGUGACACUUGAGUAACGAAAGGUAUAUGAAUAAAUGGAGACUACAAAUAAGAGUGAUCUGGAGGAUAAAAUCACUAAGAAAGAAUUAAAAGAAUUAAAAAUCACGUGUAACUUCAUUUUUUUUUUGUGGCUUAAUUAUAAAAACUCUAAAUUAAGUACAUUGUAAGGAAAAAAACGAAAAUAUCCAGAGUAGUGUGAGGCCAUGAAACCCGAGUGUCAACCACUCAAAAUGGCCGACAUGUUUGACUCUUGGAGCUCAGGAGUGGAAGUGGAAGUAGGAACAGCCACAGCCACAGCCACAGCGACGAGCUGAAGUCUUGUAAGUUGGGGCAUCUUAAAUAUAAGUAAACAAAGUUAGGCCUUGAGCUACCUCCAAAAGCUUAUUAAAAAAAUGGCGUCCCCCAGGAGGAUCCGGAUUUCCCUUCUCUUGAGGCUGCUUUUCUUUGCUUUGCUUCUCGUUGCCUCUACUGCUUCUACAGCCAACAGCAAGGCUUUGCUCCACUUUCCUCGUACUCGCAAAAUGGCGAUGGAGGACGGACAGGUUGGGAAGGGUACAUCAAAGAAACCAACUGCUGAUGAUGUCCCAUGGGGAGGAGGCUAUGUUCCUCCCAUAUUAAGCAACCACCCUUGAUACCUCAUUUGUUUGGAUCAGCUCUGUGUUCUUCUUUUUGUUGCUGUUCUUGUCUUUUGGGGAGCAUCCCAUCCUAUCUUAUGUUCUUCACCCUACAAUAACUUUAAUGUUUCUCUUUUCUUUUUUAUUUUAAUGGAACGUUAUAUUACGUAACAAAA